This is a messenger RNA of [Torrubiella] hemipterigena, 1302 nucleotides long. Lineage: Eukaryota; Fungi; Ascomycota; Sordariomycetes; Hypocreales; Clavicipitaceae. The record is from the annotation of a GenBank genome assembly.
CACAAAGACCCCAGACAAUGACGCUUACGCACGAUGACAACAGUGCCACUUCAACGCGGGCCACGACGCCAUCCAUCAUGACGCCAGAUUCUCCUUCAUUGCAGAGCCUGUCAAGUGAUGACGACGCUGGAUUUCAUACUCAAAGCCUGUCCCAAUCGGCGAUACAAACACUCUGAGCGUUUCAAACCAGGACCAGUUAGUAACAAUCGCCAGCCCAUGGCCUGACAACGUUGCCGACAGCCCACGUCUUGAACUCAGAAGCGACGGUCAAGAAGAAACCUCCGCCUUGGACUCCAACGAAUGCACAGAACUCAAGGAGAUAUUCCGUAACCAGCUGCAGCGUGGAAUCAACCGCCUGGUAGAGGCCAAGUUGCUUCUUCCAACAAUCCAUGGCCCUGUGACCAUCUCUCCAGACUUGUUUAUCACGAUUCCUGGGUUACCUGAUGAAGAAACAUGGGGGCAAAUGAGGCGGAGAGAGAGGGAAAAGGCAGCCAAGGCAAUUAACCCAGCUAUGGAGCCGCUGCCAAUGCCUCACAGCGAGAUUCGGGAAUUUCGGAGGGUCCUGGAUGAACCGCCUUUCAAACACCUCCGACCAUACAGACAGUUUAGCGAAGGAUACAAAAGCUGAUUCAAGCAACGCAAAAAGCACGAAAGGUCAAUGUACGAUUGAUCCUGGAACUGACUAGGAUGCUUGAGCUUCGCCUAGAAGUCCUUAAUACAACGUUUCUCAAUCUUGCCGACAAGCACGCGGCGUUUGCUAACGGUGACGCCGAAAGACCCCAUUGGACAUGCGCAUAUUCCAUCAUGAAUACCUACGCGGAUGCUUUGCAUGACUUAUUUGGUCGCGACAGGGCAAAGCAGUGGCUACGUCGUGAAUGUGACUGGAGAGGAGAAGUCGCGGGGUUCUGUAUACAGUGGGCACAAGCGUACUGCUACCUUGACCAAAUGGCUAUGCAGUACGGCGAGGAAUGCCAAAUGACACCAGUGAGUGUUACUCAGCUUGAGAGCCUCUUGGCCGAUGUGUCCAAGACUCUAGCGGCAUCCUUGGUGGGCUUUGAUCUACCGCCCGAGGCUAUUGCUUUUAUUAGGGAGUGGGAAGGCCAAGAUGGAGAGUCAGAAGACGAGGAUGAGGGUAAGGAGUGGGAAGAUGAUGAUGACGACGAGGAUGAGGAAUGGGAAGAAGGUGAUGAUGAUGAGGAGUCGGUUGCUGGCGUGGAUACUGAUGGUGAUGAAGAUGGUUCGGCUGAGUUUUACCGUAAUUGGCUCAAUGGAAAGACCAUUCUGGAAUGUUAGGUAGGGGUG